Molecule: messenger RNA, 1245 nt
Organism: Neocloeon triangulifer
Lineage: Eukaryota; Metazoa; Arthropoda; Insecta; Ephemeroptera; Baetidae
Gene: TfIIEbeta
Product: general transcription factor IIE subunit 2
Exons: 7
Coding region: 264-1124 (286 amino acids)
Biological process (GO): transcription initiation at RNA polymerase II promoter
Cellular component (GO): transcription factor TFIIE complex
Source: RefSeq, a predicted model, not a curated record
AGCUUGCUGGUGGACUAAUCCGCUUUCGGAACUAGUUGGAAAUAUAGUGGCGCUGCGUACAAAAAGUACAAAAACAAAAACAAUUUGGAAGGAAAAUUUAGGAAUUUGCAAACGUGAAGCCGUGAAGUUUGUGAAUUGAAACGAUAAGCAACUAAAACAAAACGAAGAAAUUUACUGAAAAAUUGGUUGAUUUGAGCUGAGCCGCUCACAAGUAGGUUUGCUGGGUUUUUUUUGCUGCAAACUGCACAAUUAAUUAAAGGAAAAUGGAUUCCGCCUUGUCAAAGUCACUCGAGAAUUUCAAAAGGAGAGCCAUCGCCACGCCAACAGUUGAAACAAAAAAGCGUGAGACAGCUGACUCCAGCAAAGAUGCAAAAAAGCCCAAGCUGUCCCAGUCUUCUUCUUCAUCGUCUGCCCCAAAACUUGAUGGCAACAACUUGUCGUCUAUGUCAGGAACCUCACAAUAUAAUUUUGGCAUUCUUGCUAAAAUUGUGAAGUACAUGAGACAAAGGCACCAGCGUGGUGAAACGCACUCUCUGACAUUAGAAGAUAUUUUAGACGAAACGCAGCAGCUCACUGUUCGUCCAAAAGUCAAACAGUGGCUAGCUACAGAGGCUUUGAUAAACAACCCUAAAAUUGAGGUUGUUCAGGAAGGAAUAGAAAAUAAAUUUCUGUUCAAAGCACCUUACAAACUGAAGGAUAAAAAAACACUUCUUCGACUUCUGAAGCAGCAAGAUCUCAAAGGCUUGGGAGGAGUUUUGCUUGAUGAUGUCCAAGAAUCAUUACCUAAUUGUGAAAAAGCAUUGAAGUCAUUGCAAAAUGAGAUUAUCUACAUCACAAGGCCCAUCGAUAAAAAGAAAGUUCUAUUUUUCAAUGAUAGAACUGCAAACUUCAAUGUUGACGAAGAGUUCCAAAAGCAAUGGAGAGCUGUUGCAGUCGAGUCAAUGGAUGAUGCAAAAAUCGAGGAGUAUCUUGAAAAACAGGGUAUCCGCUCUAUGCAAGAUCAUGGUAUCAAAAAGCCAGUCAUGCCAAUCAAGAGAAAGAAGGCCAACAAGAGGAAGAACACCAAGCCCCGAGACAAUGAUCACUUGGCUGAUGUGCUUGAAAGCUAUGACGAUGAUAAAUAAUGAAAAAUCGACUGAAUAUUGGAGAAAGAAAAAUUUCCACUAUGUUAUACUUUAUUUGCACUGGAAAAUAGUUCAUUAAAACCACAUUAACUAAUAUAUAAUAAAUCCUUUUUCUACGCUU